Cannabis sativa is the source of this 2121-nucleotide messenger RNA. RefSeq names its product guanine nucleotide-binding protein alpha-1 subunit. Gene Ontology annotation, cellular component: heterotrimeric G-protein complex. Gene Ontology annotation, molecular function: G-protein beta/gamma-subunit complex binding; guanyl nucleotide binding; G protein-coupled receptor binding. The transcript is spliced from 15 exons. Bases 670 to 1848 code for a protein of 392 amino acids. Gene Ontology annotation, biological process: adenylate cyclase-modulating G protein-coupled receptor signaling pathway. NCBI's taxonomy places the organism in Eukaryota, Viridiplantae, Streptophyta, Magnoliopsida, Rosales, Cannabaceae. The record is from RefSeq and is a predicted model, not a curated record.
AACAGACCACCCAUUGCUGUCUUCUUCUUCCUUUCAAUAUUAAUACUCUCUCUCUCUCUCUACACAACAAAUCUAGCUCCACCGCAGAGCACCCCCUUUUCACUACAAAAGAAUAUAUUUUUAUUUUUAUAUUUAUAUGUAUGUAUAUAUAGGUCUAUAGAUAUAUAUAUAAAUAUAUGUAACCCCCCUUCACUUUUUUCUUCUUUGUCAGAUCUUCUGGGUUUUUCUUAUUAGCUUUGGAGAUCUCUCUAAUUGACCAAAAGAUUAAGUGGGUUUAUGUUAUUAUUCUUUUUUGCUUUUUGAAAAAGAUUCAAUUUGUUGAUGGGUUUUUGUUUAAUACCUUUUGGGUUUGUGUUUUUGGUUGGUGGCUUUAAUGGGUUGUUGUUAUUUAUUUUUAUUUAUUUUUCAAUUUUUAGAUGGAUGGGUAGGUGGAGAUAUGUUUAAUGGGUUUAUUUUUGAGUAUAAAGUUUGAAUUUUUGGAAUUGAAAGUUUGAAUCUGCUCAUCAAUGUCUGUUUAUUGAGAGAGUUAGUGUGUUUGUUUUUGACAAUUUUCUCAAUUAUGAGAGAAUGAGAUAAUGUUAAAGUUUGUUGAGGUGUAAGAAGUGAACAAUUUGAAUGGGAAGUGAAAGCUCAUUUUGAGAAGUAGUUGAACUUGAACUCCAUACUUCUAUGCUGUCUUUUUUGAUAGAGAAUAUGGGCUUACUCUGUAGUAGAAACCGCCAUUUGAAUCAAGCCGAUACUGAAGAGAAUGCACAAGCUGCUGAAAUCGAAAGGCGAAUUGAGCUAGAGACAAAAGCUGAAAAGCAUAUUCAGAAGCUUCUAUUGCUUGGUGCUGGUGAAUCGGGCAAGUCCACAAUUUUUAAGCAGAUAAAACUUUUGUUCCAAACUGGUUUCGAUGAGGCAGAGCUCAAUGGCUACACAUCAGUCAUCCAUGCCAAUGUAUAUCAGACCAUAAAAUUAUUGCAUGAUGGAUCAAAGGAGCUUGCUCAGAGCGAAAAAGAUUCAUCGAAGUAUGUUUUGUCAAGUGAAAAUAAGGAGAUCGGAGAAAAACUAUCGGAAAUUGGAGGCAAGUUGGAAUAUCCCCGUCUCACCAAAGAUCUUGCACAGGAAAUAGAGACUUUAUGGAAAGAUCCCGCGAUUCAGGAAACUUAUAAUCGUGGCAAUGAACUCCAAGUUCCUGACUGUGCUCAUUAUUUCAUGGAGAAUCUGGAAAGAUUGUCGGACUCGAAUUAUCUUCCAACAAAGGAGGAUGUUCUCUAUGCUAGAGUUCGUACAACGGGUGUAGUAGAGAUUCAGUUCAGUCCUGUUGGAGAAAAUAAGAAAAGUGGUGAAGUAUACAGACUAUUCGAUGUUGGAGGACAGAGAAACGAGAGACGGAAAUGGAUUCAUCUGUUCGAAGGUGUUACAGCAGUGAUUUUUUGUGCUGCAAUUAGUGAGUAUGAUCAAACACUAUUUGAAGAUGAAAACAAGAACCGAAUGAUGGAGACGAAAGAACUCUUUGAAUGGGUCUUGAAGCAACCGUGUUUCGAGAAGACAUCCUUCAUGCUGUUUCUAAACAAGUUCGAUAUAUUCGAGAAGAAGGUGCUAAAUGUACCGCUUAAUACAUGCGAGUGGUUUAAAGAUUAUCAACCGGUAUCAACGGGAAAACAAGAGAUUGAACAUGCAUACGAGUUUGUGAAGAAGAAAUUCGAGGAAUUGUAUUUUCAAAGCACAGCUCCCGAUAGAGUAGACCGAGUUUUCAAGAUCUACAGAACCACCGCGCUCGAUCAAAAGCUCGUUAAGAAGACUUUCAAGCUUGUGGAUGAGACUUUAAGGAGAAGAAACCUCUUUGAGGCUGGCUUGUUGUGACCCUAUAACUUACUACUACUGAUUACUGAACUGUCACUUUCUCAGGAAAAUUUGGAAAAAGAAAGGAAAGGGAAAGGGAAAGAAAAGAAAAGAAAAGAAAAAGAAAAUUGGUGUUUUGGGAAAAACUUCAAUCAGAUUUUUUUUUGAGCACUUUUUGCUUCUUUAUUAUUGAUUCUUAGCAUUUAUUUGAUUUUUAAUUAAAUAUAAUGGAAAAAAAUCAGGAAAAAAAUAUGAUAAUUUUUAUUUAAUAUUAUUUAUAGAGAUUUAUUGGUA